ACAGGGUGAGGUAAUGUGAGUAAUACUUGUCUUUAUCGUCAGGACUAAAAAAUUGAACAAUCAUCCUGUCUCAGCCAAUCACCCUGUAAGGUUGGGACCAGGUUGAUUUAUAACCUCUGGAGUUAAAUUUUAAUUAGCACAGAUUAUAUUUGUCCACAGUCCUAUCCACACUUGUGUUGAUACAUCCACUUGUACAAGAAAAAGGAUUCAGUCCUGGAUUAUGGUUCACCAGACUAAAUCAUCUGUGAGGUCCGAUGAGCUUGGUGACAUUUCAUUGUUGUCCGUUUCUCCUAAAAUAUUACCAAAGGUUUACACCCGCCCUUCCAUUCAUGAAACGCACAUAGUGAAAAGGAAAAUGGUCAAGAAGUCCCUUGUUGCUGGGCUGGUGGUCUUGCUCGUGGCUGCAUUGGGUUUUUUCCUGGGUGUGUAUUUGGGGAUUGGAAAUAAGAGACUCACUGCAUCCUCUGACCACUUUUACUCGAAAGCAGCUGUGGCAGCAGAUGCCGGGAAGUGCUCUGAGGUUGGGAGGGACAUCUUAAAGCGCAAUGGUUCAGCGGUUGACGCAUCCAUUGCUGCUCUGUUGUGUGUCGGGCUAUUCAACGCACACAGCAUGGGCAUUGGAGGAGGGCUGUUCUUCACCAUAUACAAUGCGUCAACAGGAAAGGUGGAAACAAUUGAUGCCAGAGAAACCGCUCCAAAGAAUGCUUCAGAGAACAUGUUUGGCAAUAACACCCAACUGUCACGGAAAGGAGGGUUGUCCAUCGCCAUACCAGGGGAAAUCCGAGGUUACGAAAUGGCGCACAAAAGACAUGGAAGGCUGCCAUGGAGGGAACUGUUUCAGCCCAGUAUAAAAUUGGCACGCAAUGGUUUUCCAAUUGGCAGGGCCUUGGCCAAUGCCAUUGCAAAAAACAAGGACUCAAUUCUGAGUGACGUGACGUUGUGUGAAGUGUUUUGUGACUCAAACAAAAACCUCCUGAAAGAAAAUGAUAUCAUUAGAUUUUCCAAACUCGCUGACACCUAUGAGAAGAUUGCAGACGAAGGGCCGGAUGUUUUUUACAGCGGAUCUAUGGCCCGGAAUAUAGUGGAUGAUAUCCAGGCUGCAGGAGGGAUUAUAACACUUGAGGACCUAAAGGAAUACAAGCCAGUGUUGAAUGAGACCCCGCUGAAGUUAAAUGUGGGAGAGUUCACCAUUUAUGUUCCUGAUGCUCCAUCCAGUGGACCUGUACUCGCUUUGAUUCUCAACAUAGUGGAUGGUUACAACUUCUCAGACAACAGUGUGUCCACAGCAGAGAAGAAGACUUUGACGUAUCAUCGCAUUGUAGAAGCUUUUCGUUUUGCUUAUGCCAAGAGGAGUAAACUAGGAGACCCACGUUACCUCAACAUCACUGACCUCAUCCAAAACAUGACCUCAGACUACUUUGCAGACACCAUUAGGAGUAAAAUCACAGAUGACACUACUCACCCAGACACCUACUACGAUCCCGAGUACUUCGUCCCCGACAACCAUGGCACGGCUCAUCUGUCAGUCAUCGCAGAGGAUGGGAGCGCGGUGUCAGCCACUAGCACCAUCAACCUUUAUUUUGGCUCGAAGGUGAUGUCACGCUCAACUGGCAUUAUUUUUAAUGACGAGAUGGAUGAUUUCAGCUCGCCUUACAUUACGAAUGGCUUUGGGGUUCCUCCUUCACCCAACAACUUCAUUCAGCCAGGUAAAAGACCACUUUCAUCGAUGUGCCCCACGAUAAUUUUUGACAAACACCACAGAGUCAAAAUGGUGGUUGGGGCCUCAGGUGGGACGAAAAUCACCACUGCAACUGCUCUGGUGAUCCUGAACUCACUGUUUUUUGACUAUGAUCUGAAGAAAGCGGUUACAGAGCCUAGAGUCCACAACCAACUCAACCCCAACAUGACAGUUGUGGAACAGAACUUUGAGCAGAGCAUUCUUGAUGGCUUGGCUCAGAAGAAUCACAUAACAGAGCUGGAGAGCACACCAGGAGCGGUAGUCCAGGCCAUUGUGCGACAAGGGGACAAACUCUAUGCUGAAUCUGACCCCAGGAAAGGCGGCUAUCCUGCAGGAUACUAAACACCACUUCCUCUCUCCUUUCUCAAUUUUGUAGACCUUCAGUCAUUGGUGACUAAAUCAAGAGCCAGGAACAUACACACUGUAAAGCAAUAUACCUGUCAGUCCAACGGUCAAUUUGGAUCCCAAUGCACAAGGUUGCACAAAGACUCCUUGUAUUUAUUAACUUUUUUUUUUUUUUUGAUGGGAAAAUGUUUAAUUGCUAUCAACAGUGCCUAACUUUCAUAUUGAAUGGUCUAUGAUUUUACCAAGCAUAUUUAUUCCUUUUGUGUGUAGAGAAAGAGGAUUGAUUAUCAGUAUGUGGGGUCCUUUGGUACCUAACUCUAUUGUACAGGUUCUUUGUUGUGUAAUUAAUGUUCUUGGGUUAAGGGACAUGUUAAGAGCGCUUCAAAAUGAGCAACACAAAAAGUGCCUGUGAAAGUGACCAAAUCAGGGAUGUAAGUAUGAAAUUAACAUAGUAAUAAAAAUAAUACAGGUUUUUAUUUGCAAACUGCUAACUGCAUGGAAUUAAGAUACAUUUAAAGAGAUAGAUCACCCCAAAAUUUAUAUUCAUUCAUCAUUUAUCAUCAAUGGAACACAAAAUGCAGUAACAAUGAAUAAUGAGUGAAGAUGAUAGACUUUUAACAAAAAUGAUGGAAAAGCACCAUAAAUCUGUAUGACUUGUACAUACUUAACCUUAUUUCAUUUGUUUUUGUGUUCAUCAGAAAAAAGUCAUAUUGGAAAAAAACAUGACAGUGAACUAUAUCUUUAAGCUUCUAUUUUUUAAAGCUUUUUUUUUUUUUUU
This is a messenger RNA of Labeo rohita (rohu), 2861 nucleotides long. It is a transcript of the gene ggt1a, whose product is annotated as gamma-glutamyltransferase 1a. Lineage: Eukaryota; Metazoa; Chordata; Actinopteri; Cypriniformes; Cyprinidae. Gene Ontology annotation, cellular component: plasma membrane. The record is from RefSeq and is a predicted model, not a curated record. Gene Ontology annotation, biological process: glutathione catabolic process; regulation of immune system process; peptide modification. Gene Ontology annotation, molecular function: glutathione gamma-glutamate hydrolase. Bases 221 to 2080 code for a protein of 619 amino acids. The transcript is spliced from 14 exons.